CUCUCUCUCUGUUGUUCCCCUAAACACAACCGUCCAAAUCAAACCCACGACCAGAGAAAGAAAAAAAAAAAAUGAUGAUCGGCGAACCUCACCGUUCGAAUCCGACCAUCCACGUCCCCCCGUGGCUCACCCUCGACGAUCCAACGGCCGAGAUGUACUCCCCCUACCCCCUGAGCGGCGUCUCCGUCAACUCUGACGUCACCAAUGCCAACAGCCCCUACCACCUCAACGAGGCUCUCGCCACUCUCCAGCGCUACUUGCCUUCCAACGAGGUUUCCGACCCGGACCCGGACUCCGACUCCGAGAUUUCGGGUAUGGACUCGGACUCUCCGGUCGACGCCUACUCGUGCGACCAUUUUCGGAUGUUUGAGUUCAAGGUCCGUCGCUGCGCACGUGGCAGGUCCCAUGACUGGACCGACUGCCCCUUCGCCCACCCGGGCGAGAAGGCCCGCCGCCGCGACCCGAGGAAGUACCACUAUUCGGGUUCCGCCUGCCCCGAUUUCCGAAAGGGCCACUGCAAGAAGGGAGACUCCUGCGAGUUCGCUCACGGCGUUUUCGAGUGCUGGCUCCACCCUGCGCGUUAUCGGACUCAGCCCUGUAAAGAUGGUACUAGCUGCAAGAGGAGAGUGUGCUUCUUCGCUCACACGCCGGAGCAGCUUAGGGUUUUGCCCCAGCAGAGUCCCCGAGGGUCAACCUCGGCCGAGUCGUACGACGGGUCGCCUCUGAGGCAGGCCAUGGAGGCGGCGUCGCUGGGGAAAGGUAUGCCGUUCAUGUCGUCGCCGCCGCCGUCGAUUUCGCCGGAUGAUUCGCCGCCGGUGUCUCCGAUGACCAGGUCGGUGAGCCGGUCUCUGGGUUCGAGCUCGAUUAAUGAAAUGGUGGCGUCGCUGAGGAACUUGCAGCUGGGGAAGGUCAAGUCUCUGCCCACUUCAUGGAAUGUUCAAGUCGGGUCGCCCGGGUUCGUUUCUCCACGCGGGUCGAUGCUCCGACCCGGGUUCUGUAGCCUGCCGUCGACUCCGACCCGGAUUCCGACCCGCUCUGCAAUUGGGUUUCUGGAUUUCUGUGACGAGGGUUGCGAGGAGGAGCCGCCGAUGGAGAGGGUGGAGUCUGGGAGGGACUUGAGGGCCAAGAUGUUCGAGAGGUUGAGGGAGGAGAAUUCUCUGGAGCGGGUCGACCCGACCCAGGCACAGGCUUCCGGUGCUCCGGAUGUUGGAUGGGUUUCUGAGCUGGUGAAUUGAGAAUGAGCCAAGUGGCGGCUCAUGUGGGUUGUUGGUGACAAGGAUUUUACUCUUUAUCAUGAUUCUAUUGUGGGUUCAUUUGGUGGCCUCUAAUUAUCCCUAUUUUGCUUCUAAUCGUUCUCAUUUUGUGAAUAGUUUCUGAAUCGGAGAGGUGGAAUUUGAUUUCGGAAGCAAAGUCAGUCUGAAGAUAUCAAGAUUAUGUGUAUAUAGUAAUGGAUGAAGAGUAGAAUCUGUCUUUUUGGAUCGUUUCGGAGAAGGUAGUAGAGCUCGGAGUUUAGAUUGGCAAGGAAAGAAAAGAAAUUGCCAUUUUGCUGUGUAUAUAAGAAGUUAAGAGCAGAGUGGACUGUGGAGUAUGAUUCCCCUCCCCUUUUGUUAAUUAUUGUGUUUAUCAUCAUCAUCAUCAUCAUCAUCGCUGCUAUUGCUCGCUUACUGAUCCCUACCAUUGUAAAAAUUUUAUGUCUAUUAUGUAAUGGUAGCUCUUCAUCCCAAUGGAACUAUUAAUGUAAUUUCAUAUUUAUAUCAAUGAUCAAUCUUCUUGUUUA
Messenger RNA from Rosa rugosa (rugosa rose), 1777 nucleotides. Its product is annotated as zinc finger CCCH domain-containing protein 20-like. The record is from RefSeq and is a predicted model, not a curated record. The transcript has a single exon. NCBI's taxonomy places the organism in Eukaryota, Viridiplantae, Streptophyta, Magnoliopsida, Rosales, Rosaceae. Gene Ontology annotation, molecular function: metal ion binding. The coding region runs from base 72 to 1235 and encodes 387 amino acids.